GCUUGCUUCAUUUCUGCCCGGCGGGAACAGUAAAGAUUGCGCUGCUUCGUCUGCCCAUGUUCACCAACUCUCAACCACUACAGCCACCCUUCGUUCCAUGAGGCCUUUACUGGUACUCAGACUAGUCCCUCACCACAAUGCUCUCCCACCUCCGACCUAACCCCCCUGCCCUCUUCCGGGCCUCCUCCGCCGCCACCGCUCACCUCCUGCGUCCAGCGCUUCCCCGCACGACCGCCCUCGCGCGAUACUAUGCGACCUCAGGCCCCGGACCCAACCCGACCCCCAAACGAAGGAACGUAACCGUCCUGUCCGACGAUGGCCGGUACGAGUGGGGGGAGCUGAGCGGCCGGGAGAAGGUCGCGCGGGCGACACAGCAGUCGGUGAAUUUCCUCGUGGUCGUCGCUGGUGCCGUGUUGACGGGUGGAGUGUUCUACCUCCUCUAUACCGAGGUCUUCUCCCCCAACAGCAAGACCUGGCAGUUCGAAAAGGCAGUCGAGCGCAUCAAGGAUGACCCGCGCUGUACGGAGCUCCUGGGUGAUCGCAGGGAAAUCAAAGCGUACGGGGAUAGCACCUGGAGCCGAUGGGCGCGGAACCGACCGAUUGCGACGUCCGUUUUCCAGGAUCGCAUGGGCCGCGAACAUCUGAAGAUGAAUUUCCAUGUUGAGGGCCCUCUCAACACCGGUAUCGUGUUCGUGCAUAUGAUGAAGCCCCUGGAUCAGUAUGAGUGGGAGUACCAGCUGCUUGCUCUAGAAGUCAAAGGCCACUCCCGAGUCGUUCUAGAGCAGGCACGCGAAAAGCCUGGAGUCGGAAAGGCGCUCAAGAUCUUUGGCAUUCAAUGGCGAUGAGUUGCUGCAUGCUUAUUGCUAUUAGGGAGUGUGGAUGGUAUGGUCCAUCUGCAACUCUAUCUGUGAGCCUGGACAUGGUGAAGAUUUACAAGGGACAUCUACAGCCUCUCGCCGUUUUUUAGUACUAUCACGAUUGUAAAACAGACCUAUAU
Molecule: messenger RNA, 997 nt
Organism: Aspergillus japonicus CBS 114.51
Lineage: Eukaryota; Fungi; Ascomycota; Eurotiomycetes; Eurotiales; Aspergillaceae
Gene: tim21
Product: protein tim21
Exons: 5
Coding region: 138-845 (235 amino acids)
Biological process (GO): protein import into mitochondrial matrix
Cellular component (GO): TIM23 mitochondrial import inner membrane translocase complex
Source: RefSeq, a predicted model, not a curated record